AUGACCUGCUUCAAGGGUUUUUGCCGGAGUGGGCCAUGGCGAAUCGAUGCACGCUGGGAAAGGAUGGAACUCGAUCGCGAUAUGGAGGCAAGCAUCUCCAAUUUGCUGGUGGUGCCCCCCAUUUGCACGGCAACUCUCUACUGCAGUGAAGAGACACCGUCCGACUACCUCAGACACCGGGUGGCUGAAAUCGUGGCUGCAAACCCCUGGCUUGCGGGACGACUUUGUCAGGAGGGGUCGCAGUUCGCUUGUCCGUUUCUGACAUUUCCGCAAUGCCCAGCUUCGGAGCACUUCGUGGACCUGCCGGAGCUGAGCGCGGCGCAAAGCGCCCGCGUGGAGGCGGAGAUGAGCGGCUCGGAGCUCCUGGAGCUCUCGAAGCACGUGCAGAAGAUCCCCGAAGCCACGAUUACUUGUGGGCUGUCGGCGAUAAAUCGCGACGAGGCGCUUUUCAGAGUUGCACUUCUUCCUACCGAUCGGCAUUUCAUUCUUGUCGUAUCUUUAAACCACACCAUUGGUGACGGGUUCACCUUCUACAGGCUGUACGCCAUGCUGGAUCCACAGGUGCAGGUAGUCAGCUUGAGCCCCCUCCGCCGCCCUGGAUUCGCGCAAGAUGCAAUGAAAGUCUGUGGAAAGCGUCAGUUUAACUGGCUGACAAGUUGCCCAACACUUCUUGGCCUGCUCCGCACCUUCUGCUUGUGGUAUCCCUCUCGGCCUGAACUGCACCUUGUAAACCAAGCCGGUAUAUCGAGUCAGAAGAAAAAGUCUCCGACGGUCUCGGCGAACGACAUACUGACUUCACAUCUCCUGAUGCUGUCGCAGUUCGGGUAUGGGUACAUGUCAAUCAACCUGCGUGAUCGGGGCCUGGGUGUUACGAACAUCAACGCCGGCAACUAUGUCCACCGAGUGCAUCUCCAGCCGGCCGACUUCUCUGAAGCUGCAAAGGUUCGGCAGGCACUGUCCCGCUAUCUGACAGGGGGGGCUGAUGACGUGCCCGACUGCUGGGGCUCGAUGAUGACACGACAUGGGCUGGUAUCGAAUUGGGCAGGCCUAUACCACGAGGUCCUGCUGCCACGAUCCGUUCAAAGGGUACACAUCCCGGUCAUUGCACACCCACAGCCGGGCUUUGGCUUUUUCAUAAUCUUCAGGCCAAAGAAGGACGAGCUGGCAGUGUACUAUUGCCUUCGCAGCAGGAGUGCGAUGGAUGAGCUAUUGAAGUCUCCGCUUCUUACGCGGCUGGUUGUUCCUGUCGAAGAAUUUUCCAGCUCAGAGUCCGGCCCCACCGACAAACAUGAUGUCAAAAAGUUUGGCCGCUACAACGCUGCUGAUCUUCGGUCAGCUCUGAUUCUGAAGUUCGUCCUUCAACCAGCUCCUGAGCUCGCGAAGACUUUGCAAGAGGUUCGCAGUGCCGUGGGCCGUUUCGAGGCGCCUGGGCUACCUAUGUACAUCUUGCGGCCAGGGGCCAGCGAGGAGCAGGGUUGGCUGUGGGUGUUGGGACUGGGCUCCGAUGUGCUGCGUCGUCUCCGUGGAGUCUUGCAGACGUGCCAGGAGCCAAAGUUCACCUCCUUCCUUGAGCUUCUGACCUGUGCAGCUCGUCGCAAGAACAGGUCGACAUCUGCCUUGCGGGCCGCUUUUACCUACCUGGACAAGCAGCUCAGGCCUUCUGAAGUUUCUCCGCGGCUCACCCUCGCGUCGUACUGGCACUCGGGUGAGGUAGUGCAGUGUGUGCAACGAGCCGGUCGCACAGGCUGGAUUGUCUUGGUGGGAGAUGCCGCAUGCGGAAAGCCUUUCUAUUUUGGGUCCAACCUGAAUGGACAUUUUCAAGAUGCGAUGGCCCUAUUGUCGGUGCCUUGGGUGGACUGGAGUGCUGAAUGUGCUGAAGGCGCACAUGGACAAGCACGCCCUGUCGAGGAGCCCUUCAAGCGGUAUGCUGCCGAAUAUCGCCGGCGUAUUGCUGAAAGCAAAGGCUUCCAAAGUGUCAAAGGAUCCAGUGCAAAGAUCGCUGUGUGA
This is a messenger RNA of Symbiodinium natans, 2007 nucleotides long. NCBI's taxonomy places the organism in Eukaryota, Dinophyceae, Suessiales, Symbiodiniaceae. The record is from the annotation of a GenBank genome assembly.